This is a messenger RNA of Thalassophryne amazonica, 2375 nucleotides long. It is a transcript of the gene trabd2b, whose product is annotated as TraB domain containing 2B. The record is from RefSeq and is a predicted model, not a curated record. NCBI's taxonomy places the organism in Eukaryota, Metazoa, Chordata, Actinopteri, Batrachoidiformes, Batrachoididae. Gene Ontology annotation, biological process: negative regulation of Wnt signaling pathway. Gene Ontology annotation, cellular component: organelle membrane. The transcript is spliced from 7 exons. Gene Ontology annotation, molecular function: Wnt-protein binding; metalloendopeptidase activity. The coding region runs from base 263 to 1861 and encodes 532 amino acids.
GAAAGGACGCAGGAGAAACUGCAGUACAAAACAUAAAUAAACAAAAAUAAACAAAUAAAUCAGCGAUUAAUUAAAUAAAUAAGGAGGAGCGCCGGGAGCAGCGAGCGAAUGGACGGAAUGGUCCUCCGGUGGAGCGGAACAUGUGAGCCCAAAGGCCACCGGUAACUUUUUUUUUCCCCUUUCACAGACGACGGGAGGUGAGAAGAGCGCGCGCGCGCGCGCUGCGUGAGAGCUGUCACGAGUGUCCUGUCACGUCCCCACGAUGGUGUGUGUGCCGGGAUUCGGCUGGGUCCUCCUGGGCGCUCUGCUGCACCCCGUGGCACCCAGCUGGGGCGCAGACCGACCGGACAGACCGAGGCAGUGCGACGCGCCAAAGUCGCAAAGUGACAUGAACUCAUUCCUGUGGACAGUAAAGCGUGGUCCUCCCCAUCCUCCUUCUUACCUCUUUGGUACCAUCCACGUGCCUUACACUCGAGUUUGGGACUACAUCCCCAACAGCUCCAAGCAGGCUUUUCACAGUAGCCCCAAUGUCUUCUUUGAGCUGGACCUGACAGACCCUCUGACCAUCUCCAAGCUGACUAGCUGCCAGUUGCUUCCCCACGGGGAGAAUCUGCAGUCCCUGCUACCCCGAGACCUGUACCGUCGCCUCAAACGCCACUUGGACUACGUCAAACACAUGAUGCCCUAUUGGAUGACGGCUGACCAACGUGGGCGUGGCUUGUAUGCUGACUAUCUGUUCAACGCCAUUGCAGGAAACUGGGAGAGGAAAAGGCCGGUGUGGGUGAUGUUGAUGGUAAACUCCCUGACGGAGUGGGACGUCCGCUCCAGAGGGACACCAGUUUUAGAUCUUUUCCUGGCUCAAGAGGCUGAGAGGAUGGGAAAGACGACUGGGGCAGUGGAGCGCGUGGAGGAACAGUGUCACCCACUCAACGGGCUAAACUUCUCUCAGGUAGUGUUUGCCUUGAACCAAACGUUGUUGCAACAUGAAGGCGUUCGAGCAGGCAGUCUGCAAGGCUCCUACACCACCGAGGACCUCAUCACGCACUACAACUGUGGUGACCUCAGCUCCAUCAUCUUCAACCAUGACACAUCACAGCUCCCUCACUUCAUCAACAGCUCACUUCCCGCUCACGACCAGAUGACGGCCCAACAGAUCGACAGCUACUUCCGCCAGGAGCUCAUCUACAAACGCAAUGAGAGAAUGGCUCGCCGCGUCUCCGCCCUGCUCCAGAGAAAGCCAAACCAAACUUACUUUUUCGCUUUUGGUGCAGGUCAUUUCCUGGGGAACCACAGUGUGCUGGACAUCCUCAGGCAGGAUGGUUAUGAGAUCAUCCACACACCCUCUGAUCAGCAGGAUCCAGUCACAGAAAGCACACCAUAUGGGACUGCAGGUGACACGACAGAGGACAACACUGACCUAAGCACAACGUUUCCCACCAGCUGGCCCACCAGUCCUCCAGAAGUGGAGCUGGAGGAUCCAGAAGGCUCCCCGGGCCUUGGCGAAGAGUUGCUGCCCCACAUGCUGCUGCCUGACAGUCUGAGCCAGCUGGAGGAGUUUGGAAGACACAAAUGGCUCCGCAAAGCUCACCGUGGCCACGGACGACCCCGACUCUUCAGCGACCUGUGGGUUCGCAUUGGGGACGGCAGCACCCCACCUCCUAGUGUGAGGAUCAUCAACGGUUACGUGACAGUGGAGCCUUCGCUGACCCACCAGGAGCAGCACAGAUGGAUAGUGAUGGGACCUCCUAGUCCAUCUCCCAUCACCCUGUCCAGUUCCAGCUCAGCACAGCCCACAUUAGUCCACAGCAAAUGCUUGUGUGUUUUAGCCUGGCUGUUAUCACAUGUGCUGUUUAUCUCCUGACCACAAAUACUAUUAUCACACAGGCAGUACUACAGCAGAGCAUGGGACUAGACCCAAAAUGUUCUCCGAGUAGAAUCAGACCCACACUGUUCAAAUACUAAGUCUUUAAUAAUGUAUAAAUUAAAAUUGUCAAAAUAUGUGGACUAAGCUUUCAGCCAUGGCAAAAUGAAUAAUGUUGGAUUCUUCAGACCUCAUGAAAGUAUUAUGAUAAAUUAACAACAAAAAAAGAUCAGUACAGCAUGUGUGAUGGACUCAUAUACCUGAGUAAAAAAAAAAAAUUCUAAUGUAAUAAUAAUAUAGACAUUAAUAAUGAGAAUAGAACAUACUAAUAAAUAUAUAACUAUGAUACAUGACUUAAAUGCAUACAAACAGUGCUGUGUAGGAGGUGAACAAUGCAGUUGUCACUUUUGUAAAUUGUGCAUUUUGUUCAUAAAGAAAUAUUGUAUAUUUAUUAUUUUGGGGGGAAAGAAUAUAUUUUCUUGCUUUUGAAGAUAAACCAAUAAACAUUAAAAGA